AUGAAUGUGAUGUUGAAGUUGGAGAAGAAGAAAGACAAACCAGCCAUGUCACGUCUGGCUGCCUGUGAAGCCUGUAGAAAGGCUAAGCUAGCAUGCGAUCACCAACUGCCUGUCUGCACGCGUUGUAGUACCAGCAAAGGGAUCUGCAUCUACAGAACCACGCCCUUUAAGCGGAAAAGGGUCGAGAAACAAAGCCUUGGCUCACCAGAUGAAUCACCGUCAUUUAAUCCAAGACGUAAUCCAUACCCAAACCCUGGGUAUCUAGGGUCGUCUAGCCAUGCAGCUAUAUUCAAGCACAUUACUCCGGAUGGAGACCAUGGCCCUGGUAGUCAUCAAGUAGUACCAGAGGACCUGCACUCGGACUUAUUCGGGGACAACCAUCUGGUCUUACAAGGCGCAGAUAUCCUCAAACAUCUGUUGACAACAUACAAGUUGUCUGCCAUGAAAGACCUCGUCAUGUUCUGGCUAGCCAAAGGAGCCAACCUAGCCUUAGCAGAGCCUUUUGUUGACCAAUGUGCGCAGAGUGUGAGCCAACUGUUCACUUAUCACGACGAAAACUGGCAUCUAGUCUAUGCAAGGCGACUCUUGCAGAACUCGGCCCAGCCGCUGCAUUUCAAUGAUACCUCUGACCUAGCUAGUUUCUCGGCUCAAUUUCUAGAUCACAAUUCUCGUUGGGAGACAUUGGGGAUAUUCUUUGCCGCUGUCAGUCGAGCGACAAUUGACAUUGCGUUCUUCCCGUCUCUAUAUAUGACUGCGCAAGAGCAGUACACACUCCGAAGACUAUGUACCAAACUUUGUGACUUCGCGUUGGAGAUAUCACUCUCUCUAGAUUGCCUAAAUGAUCUACAGCUGAUCAUGCAAUACGAGAAUUUUAUCGUCCAUUCCUACGUGGACGGAGAUCAGAGCUACCAUUCCUGGCGCAAACUAGGCGACGCAAUAUCCUCAACAUUUGCCCUAGGCUAUCAUGAGAACAUCGAAAUAAAACCAGGACUCCCGCGAUUCCUGAAAGAACUGCGCAAAACAGCCUUCGCGCGCAUCUACUCCGCAGACAAGAACAUAGCAAUAUUCCUCGGCCGCCCACCACGAAUGAACAAACGCUUCUGCCACUUCCAGAUCCCGUCUUGCCGGAACGCAGAAGAAGGCUCAGCAGACUGGGCUCCAGACGCGGAGUCCGGGUACCGGGCUGAUACGCGGUGGUCUGCGCUGUGCGCAUCGCUGAAGGAGGAGAUCUGGGAGCUUCUUCAGGACAAGCAUGAUCCGUCAUGUGCACAACGAGCAAGGUAUUUAAACGCAACACCCGCACCGUCUCAGUGGAUACCAUGGCUAAUUAAGAAAUGGCACAGCGUGAUACAAUGUCAAGCAGAGAGACAGUGGCAAAACCUACCAGCCCACUUCCGACUCGAGAGCAGUCUGAAGCAAUGUACACAAGGACCCUUUGAGCGAGACUUCGUCGCUGGCGUACGACUGCACCACUUACAUGUGCUAUUCUUGCUCCGCCUUUUGCUUCUUAAAUCACCGACUGAGCCCGAUCUACCGAUCAUCGAGACGGCGGGUCAGAUGCUCACGCUGGUGGUGGAAAUUAUUUUACUGCGGGAUCAGCUCACUAAUUCGGGGACGGGUCUUAUUUGGAAGGUUGCAUACUACGGUCUCCCCGCAGCGGGGAUAAUGCUUUUGGCAAUGCUGAAACAGCACAUGCCACGAGCGCACCGGACACGGACGUUACAAGAUCUCAGUGUGUUUGUAGCGGAGGUGCAGAUCGGGACAAUUGUUAAAGCCGGCGAUCCGAAUUACGCAUUGCUUUCUAAGGCUACGCGGACUAUACAGCGUUUUCUAGACUCGACUCAUUCGGACCCGGCGCAGCCUCUGCCUGAACAGGCUGGAAAUGAGGGGAAUGAUGAGUGGGCGGCGCUGUUGAGUCAGGAUCUGUGGGAUUUCGAGGCUGGGUUUUGGCAGAGUCUGGCGGAUCACCCGUCUUUGUUGGCGAUUGAGCCUUCUUUGCCUCCAGUUUAG
Molecule: messenger RNA, 2010 nt
Organism: Penicillium concentricum
Lineage: Eukaryota; Fungi; Ascomycota; Eurotiomycetes; Eurotiales; Aspergillaceae
Exons: 5
Coding region: 1-2010 (669 amino acids)
Biological process (GO): regulation of DNA-templated transcription
Cellular component (GO): nucleus
Molecular function (GO): zinc ion binding; DNA-binding transcription factor activity, RNA polymerase II-specific
Source: RefSeq, a predicted model, not a curated record